CUUAGAAUGCGUUUGGUAUACAAUUAUGUGAAUCAAGCACAAUAAGUGCUUAUAAUUCAACUUUUCCUAGCUCAGGAAAUGGAUCCAUGUGUUUGAUAUUGCGACACAGAACAUGAGGUACUUGAAAAGGUUCCCAUUAGUCCCAACAGGGGUGACCAAGUUCUUGGCAACAAUUUAUCAUCCCAAAGUUCAACUCCAUACCCACCUCAAACCACCAAAAGCAAACCAAACCCUUAAAAGUUACAUUAACUCCAAUUGCGCCACCAAGGCCUUACUGUUUUUCAGAGACCUUUUGAGAAAAAUUCCUUCUACAAUUGAUAGCUUUUCUUUCUUGUUUGUCCUCAAAGCUUCCACCCAGAAGCAUUACGCAAUCGAAGGAAAACAAUUGCAUGCGCUCAUCAUAAAAUUUGGCUUCGAAUCCGUCGUUUACCUCCAAACGUCUCUUAUAAAUAUGUAUUCAGCAAGGGGGAAUCUGUUGGAUGCACACCAUGUGUUUGAUGAAAUACCCUGUAAAAAUAUAGUCUGCUGGACGACCUUGAUCUCUGCCAACGUUGACAACAAGAAGCCUAAAAUAGCUCUCCUGCUAUUCAGGCAGAUGCAGAUGGACAAUGUGGAACCUGAUAAUGUCACGAUCACUGUUGCUCUCUCUGCCUGUGCUGACAUUGGUGCAUUGGAGAUGGGAGAGUGGAUUCAUACUUACGUUCAUCAUAAAAAGGGGCUCUAUAUAGAUUUAUCCUUGAACAAUGCUCUCAUUAACAUGUACGUAAAAUGUGGGGACAUUGUGACUGGGAGGAGAAUUUUUGACAGCAUGGAAAAAAAGGAUGUCACAAGUUGGACAUCUAUGAUUGUGGGGCAUGCGCUUCACGGACAAGCAGAAGAAGCUCUUAAACUUUUUGCUGACAUGAGAGGAGCAAACAAGAACAUUCGGAAGAAAAAGAGGAAUGGUGAUCGUGGGAGUUCUUUAAUUGUCCCAAAUGACGUUACAUUCAUUGGCGUUCUAAUGGCUUGCAGCCAUGCAGGAAUGGUGGAGGAAGGGAAGCAACAUUUCAAAAGCAUGAGGGAGGAGUAUGGUUUAAAGCCUAGAGAGUCUCACUUUGGCUGCAUGGUGGAUCUUUUCUGCCGAGCUGGACUCCUAAAUGAAGCUUAUAACUUCAUUUUGGAGAUGCCAGUGCAGGCAAAUGCAGUGGUUUGGAGGACAUUUUUAGGUGCAUGCUGCCUCAAGGGAAACAUCGAGCUUGCUGCCGAAGUCCGAAGUAGGCUGCUUGAGUUGGAUCCUGGCCAUGCGGGUGAUUAUGUUGCCAUGUCCAAUAUUUAUGCUGCUAAAGGCAUGUGGGAUAAGAAAAUUGUUGUUAGAGAUCAGAUAAAACAGCGAAAGGCUCCUGGUUGCAGCUCAAUUGAGGUGGGAACUGGAAUAAGUGAAUUUGUUGCUGCAGAUGAAGAUCAUCCUCUAAGGUCUGAGUUAUAUGUGGUUCUCAAGAACUUACUUAUCAAUAUGAAAGCUUCUGGGUACUCGCCGGAGCUUUCAAGCUUAACAGAGUACUGAUCAAGAAAUUUCAUGGAAAUGCGGCAUGAAAAUGUAAACUAUUGACAUUAAUCAUUAUCAUGUCAGCAUGGUGAAAUAGUACUGGGAUAAGUGUAAUUUGUAUCAUUACUCUUCAAAGUCUAUUAGGAUAAUUCAUAAACUUCAAAACAUACA
Messenger RNA from Alnus glutinosa, 1696 nucleotides. Its product is annotated as putative pentatricopeptide repeat-containing protein At1g74400. The coding region runs from base 113 to 1543 and encodes 476 amino acids. NCBI's taxonomy places the organism in Eukaryota, Viridiplantae, Streptophyta, Magnoliopsida, Fagales, Betulaceae. Gene Ontology annotation, molecular function: RNA binding; protein binding. The transcript has a single exon. The record is from RefSeq and is a predicted model, not a curated record. Gene Ontology annotation, biological process: RNA modification.